AUGGGGGUGGUGAUUGUAGAUGGAUCAACAGUACGUGACUUUGCUAACGACGAGGCUCAAUUCAAGAAGAGUGUGGACGAGACAUUUACAAAGCUUGACCUCAACAACGAUGGAGUCUUGUCCCGCUCUGAGCUCCGAAGCGCCUUCGAAACCUUGCGUUUGAUCGAAACCCACUUUGGAGUCGACAUAGCCACUGCACCUGAGGAGCUUACAAAGCUGUAUGACUCAAUCUUUGACAAGUUUGAUUGUGAUCAGAGUGGAAGUGUUGAUCUUGAAGAGUUUAGGUCAGAGAUGAAGAAGAUCUUGCUUGCUGUUGCUGAUGGGUUGGGUUCUAGUCCUAUUCAGAUGGUUCUUGAAGAUGAUGGCCAGAGUUUUAUCAAGCAAGCUGCUGAUUUUGAGGCCUCGAAGCUCCCUCAAGGGCCUUCUUCAGCUUGA
Dovyalis caffra is the source of this 435-nucleotide messenger RNA. NCBI's taxonomy places the organism in Eukaryota, Viridiplantae, Streptophyta, Magnoliopsida, Malpighiales, Salicaceae. The record is from the annotation of a GenBank genome assembly.